This is a messenger RNA of Homalodisca vitripennis (glassy-winged sharpshooter), 3961 nucleotides long. Its product is annotated as S-phase kinase-associated protein 2-like. Gene Ontology annotation, molecular function: protein binding. NCBI's taxonomy places the organism in Eukaryota, Metazoa, Arthropoda, Insecta, Hemiptera, Cicadellidae. The transcript has 8 exons. The record is from RefSeq and is a predicted model, not a curated record. The coding region runs from base 57 to 1109 and encodes 350 amino acids.
UGGACUCCCUUCCCCAAAAGUCACCAACAAGUCAUAUAAAACAAGCGGACAUUGUCAUGAUCACUCCACCAGAACAGCUGCUCUCGUACAGGUCGAGGCGAUCUGUUAAGAACAGCUGCAAGCUAGAUAUAUUCUCAAUACUAUCAGAUGAGAUUGUGCUGAUGAUUCUGCAGUGGCUGCCAAAAAGGACAUUGUCAGUGUGUGCGAUGGUGUGUCAGCGCUGGCGGCGUGUCGUGUAUGACGAGUCACUCUGGGAACGUAUUGAUCUCACCAAUCAGGUAUUAAGGCCUGAUCAGGUUGGCUACGUGCUACAGCGCAAUCCUGCCAUACUGCGGAUGUCACAGGUUGAGGUUGUUUCUCCAUUAUUCAAAGAAAUUGCUUCUACAAUGGAAGACUUUCUGUGUCAUGUCCAGUAUCUUGAUCUCAGUAUGGCACUAAUAUCACCCAAAGAUUUGGCAGAACUACUGGGAAAAUGUAGAGAUCUUAAGAAACUAAGCCUGGAGCACUGCAUUACUGACACAAAUGUUUGCUUGAGCAUUGCUGCCAACACGGAGCUGGAAGUUCUCAACAUGUCUCAAUGUUACCAACUAGAUGUGGCCGGUUUGGAAGAAAUACUGGUCAACUGUACUGAGUUGUUGGAGCUGAACCUGGCCUGGACAAAGUUAGACAGUGACUGUAUUGAUGUUGUGUGUAAACUAGUCAACGAAAAUAUUCGGCAGCUCAACUUAAGUGGUUGCCUCAAAUUCAUGAAAGACAGCCACGUGAAGGAGCUGGUAUCACGCUGUUCCUGUAUCACACAGUUGGAUCUCAGUGAUUGUACGGAACUCACUGAGCUCAGCCUGGAGGCCAUCAGCAAGUAUCUCUGUGAUAUCGAACAGUUGUCCUUCAGUCGAUGCUAUAACAUCCUGCCCAACAGAUACGUAAAACUAGUAAAUAUAAAAUCACUCCAGUACCUGAACAUCUUUGGCCUAAUGCAUUCAGACCAACUUGAAACAUACAAACAGACCUUCAAGUCAGUUCAACUCAACGAACAAGAAUUUUCUACCAUCGCCAGGCCAACUGUGGGUAUUCGGCGUACAUCCAUCUGGGGCCUCAGGGUUCGGGAUUGAAGUUCAGAAGCUGCAUUCCUGUUCAUCAGACUGUUUUCAUUCCUGUAUUAACAAAGUUGGUUGUAUUAGAUUUUGUUACUUGUUUAUAAAAUAUCAAAUGAGUUAUAUUGCGUUCAGUCAUUAUAACUGUGUUAAGAAUGUUAAAACUCAUUUUUACCAAAGUUAUCAGGAAUAGUUAUGUAUAGUUUGAAUAUAUUGUGAACAAGUUCAAUAUUUCCUAAUCUAUCUAAAGCAAAUCCAUAGUGUUACUAUCCUCAAAGAGUUCAAGUUUUUCAUGAAUCUAUUCACUGAAUAAUUCACCGACUGGCACAUAAAUCCAUUGUUUGACAACUGACAAUCGCAAAAAAAAAUUUCAAGAUUUUUUUGUUAUUGCAAGGAAUACAAACAUUACUUUGUAAUAAUUUGUAGAUUAAUGGUAUUUAACUCUAACUGGCAAUUUUUUUAUAUCUUCUGGAAAGCAGAUACUUAUAAAAUUAAAUAUUAAUACAUUGCCGAUGAUUUAGUUUCAAAACAAGUAUAAUUGUGACUAAAAAGAUCAUCGCCCUAAAUAAUGAAAUCAGUUUUUAUUUUAUUAUUGUAAACUUUUUCCUCUUUGUAUAGUUAUGACAGGCUUCUAUGUGCUAAUGUCUGUAACCAGCUGACCAGGUUCAAUCACAUGGUUUACAUAUAAAAGACAUUAUUUGUAAAAAUAAAGACUAAAUUGGUAAAUUAAAUGUUACUUGUAUGUAUCUAUAAUAUUUUAAGCUUGCAGAGUUGCAUCUUAUUCCUAAUAACUUAACUAUCACAACAACUGUGAAAGAACUUGUUUGAUUGAUUUCAGUUUACUAGACCGCUACUAGUUCCGUAAAAAUACUUUACCACACACUAUCACAGUAUAUAACGCAUUCUAGUCUCAAAUCUUUCUCCUGUAUCGACUGAAUUGAAUACAGAUUUGUGUAGCUUUUUUGUCCAGGGAAAUAUAAUAGAUGCAGAUUUCUAUAAAGGUUUCAAAUAAUCUCUAACUUCAUUUUGAAUAAUAACAAGUAAUGUGAAAAAAGUAAAAAAUUUUCACUGUCAACUGUAUAAGCAUUCAAACAUUUUUAUGUAGAAAACACAAAAGGACAUUAGAAUGGCUUUCCACCAAAUACAUAAAAAAAUAAAACUCAUUGGGACACUUUUGAGGUUAAAAACUGGCACUGUUUACAAAGCAACAUUUGUUCCACCCACAUACAUUUAUUCCUCCACUACAGCACAUGUGGCAUAGUCCUUUCUCUUUCUCAUUAAAUGGCUGACACUUAAACUGCCAAAUUUCCAUUAGUGUUUUAGACAGACAAGGGAACAUGCCACACUUGCAAGUAGUUCAUAUUAUUUAAACCAGGUAGCAUCACCACCCAGAAAAACAAAAACUUGCCAUUUUUUGCAUAGCUCUUUCAUUUACUUAGGCUAUGUGUUUACUACUGUUUUUAUGUUAAUUACAUUUGUUGUCUAUUUUGUAACUUAUAUAUUAUAGUAAAGUAAAAAAAAAACUGUACUGGUUUCAUUCAAGUUUUGUAAACGUAACAAUUGUUAUCUUCAUCAGCAUGAUUAACCCUUUUGAGUGUUUGGUUUGCCGAAAAAGAUUUUUUUUUUAACAACUUCAUGCCAGUUGCCAAAUCUUGUUAAAAAUGUUCUCAUUGUUGCUAGUUGUAUAUCAAGGUUCUGACUUAAAUACCAUUAUUUUAAAUUACUUUUCAGUUAAAGUUUUAAGAAAUAAUUUAGUUAAAUAUUUGUAGUAUGUAUGAUCUCAACUUUAAUUUUUUGGGUGCUUUUGAUUGGGAAAUGCUUAUAUGUAUCUAUCCUAUCUUUAAGAAUGGUUUUAAAAGGUUAAAACUGUAAAUAAUGAAAUAAAAUGUACAUUUCAUUUUCAACUCUUGUUAAUUUUCAAGAGAAAUGCUGAUUGCAUUUUAAGAUAUAAUUUUGUAGUAUAAAAUAUUUAUACCAUGCUGGAUUAGAUAUUUUAUGUAAGUAAUUAUUAUGCAAGAUAAAUUCCUAAUUAUCUAGCUUCUAAGAUCCUAUAUGAUUAUUUUUAUGUAGUACUUUUCAGCUGUCUUAUAGAAUGAAAUACUUUCUAUUAUUUAUUUUAUUUCCAUACAAUCGUAUAAACAUUAAUCAAGUAUAAUAAAUUAUCCUAGCUUUUGACAUUUCAAAUGAGCAUAAAUUAUUGAUGCCUUUGAGUAAAAUAUUGAACUGAAAUGGCAGAUCUUGUUCCAGUUUGUAUUUUAUGAUCUCUAAAGGUACUGAACUUCAGAACAAUGGAAUGGUAACAAUCAAUAAACAUUUGUUAUUUAUUAAAAAGGAGUAGUGACAUAUUUAUAUUACAGUAUUAACCAUUAUGAGUAUGAAUAUUGAAAAUGAUUGUUUUGUCUUUUACUUUUCACUUGCAUAUUUGAAUAAGUAAUUUAUUUCGUGGUCGAAAUAAUAUUUGUUACAAUAAUUAUUGACCUUAGUUGUUAUGUAAGUGAUCAGUAUACUGUACUCAUUUUUUGUGUCACUGUUGCAUAUGUUCUGUAAUUGGUUGUCUGUUAUCAGCAGCUUGGUAAAGAAAGUCUGAUAAAAUAAGGGUUUUGCUCAAUGCACAUGAAUUUUUCCUCAUUGGUGCUUAGUAGUUUAUAAAAUAGUUUAGUCUAGUAUAUACAGUGUGUUCACGAACACAUUGCCAAGGUGACCUUACACCAUGUAGUUUUAGGUUUCAUGUAUAAGAAGACUAUCAAGAGCUAGUGUAUUCAUAAAUUUAGAAAGUUAUUUCAUAAUAAGAGAUAAUGGUUAUUUUUAUAUUCUAUGAAUAUCAAUAGAUAUAUUAAACUACCAGAAUAAUAAAGUUGUUUUCUUGUUUA